UGGUUUCUUGUACGCAUGGAGCUGACGUGGCUGUUUGAUCUGUCAUUAAAACGGUUUUUAGACGAGAGGAAAUUUUAGAGACACAAACAAUGGCGUCAAAUUCUUGUUACAGUUUCAGAUCUCCAACUAUAUAUGCCAGAUCUUUUAUUUAUUCGCCAUCAUCACUACAUUCACUUGUUGCUUGUGCUCUUAACAUUUCAAAAUCAAGAUCAAAACAUUUUACCAAAAGACUUUCUUCUUCUGAUAUCCCCGGAAGCCUACAUUUUGAGAUUCUUUCUUUUAAGAAAACUGAGUUAACACCGAAGAAGAAACUUUACAAAAAAGAAGUUAAAGAGAUGACGAUUAAACCGGCUAUUAGGAUUUCCGACAGGAACCUAAUUGUAAAGGAUCGUACGAUCCUUACGCAAGUACCGGACAAUGUAAUCGCCACAUCCGGUUCAUCAACCGGUCUGGUCGAGGGAGUGUUUCUGGGCGCGGCCUUCGAUGAAGAAAACAGCAGGCAUGUGGUCUCUUUAGGAGCUCUACAAGACGUCCGCUUUAUGGCGUGCUUUAGAUUCAAGUUAUGGUGGAUGGCUCAGAAAAUGGGUGACCAAGGCAAAGAUAUUCCACUCGAGACUCAAUUUUUAUUGGUCGAAACGAAGGACGGGUCCCACCUCGAAUCUGACAACGGAAACGAAGACAAUCAGAUCGUCUACACGGUCUUCCUCCCUCUGAUCGAAGGCUCCUUCCGCGCGUGUUUACAAGGAAACGAAAACGACGAACUGGAAUUGUGUUUAGAAAGCGGCGACGCUGACACCAAAGCGUCGUCAUUUACUCACUCUCUGUUUCUCCAUGCUGGCACCGAUCCUUUCGUCACAAUCACCGAAGCAUUCCGGGCCGUUAAAUUUCAUCUCAAAACCUUCCGUCUCCGGCACGAAAAGAAAUUGCCUGGUAUCGUCGAUUAUUUCGGUUGGUGCACGUGGGACGCAUUUUACCAAGAGGUUACUCAAGAAGGUGUAGAGGCUGGGCUGGAGGGUCUUGCAGCCAGUGGGACACCCCCGAAGUUCGUGAUCAUCGACGACGGCUGGCAAUCGGUCAGUGGAGAUUAUAAUAUUGGUUCAAGUACCGAUGAAAAAGACAAGAAACAACAGCCGUUGCUUAGGUUGACUGGUAUAAAAGAAAACGAAAAAUUUCGAAACAAGGAAGAUCCAACGGUUGGGAUUAAGAAUAUCGUGAGCAUUGCGAAACAAAAACACGGGUUAAAAUACGUGUACGUGUGGCAUGCGAUCACGGGGUACUGGGGUGGGGUCCGUCCAGGGGUCAAGGGAAUGGAGGAAUACGAGUCGUUGAUGAGGUACCCAAGGGUGUCGCAAGGAGUGGUCGAGAAUGAGCCCACAUGGAAAAGCGAUGCAAUGGCGAUACAGGGAUUGGGUUUGGUGAAUCCGAAGAAUGUGUACAAGUUUUACAACGAGCUGCAUGGUUAUCUAGCGUCUGCUGGUGUAGACGGAGUUAAGGUGGACGUGCAGUGUAUAUUGGAGACGCUUGGGGCAGGAUUAGGUGGACGGGUUGAGUUAACGAGACAGUAUCAUCAAGCUCUGGAUGCGUCUGUAGCGAGGAACUUCCCUGAUAAUGGGUGCAUCGCAUGCAUGAGCCACAAUACUGAUGCGCUUUACUGUUCGAAACAGACGGCAUUGGUGAGAGCAUCAGAUGAUUUCUACCCGCGGGAGCCAACAUCACAGACAAUCCAUAUAGCAGCAGUGGCAUAUAAUAGCGUAUUUCUGGGAGAAAUUAUGCAACCGGAUUGGGACAUGUUCCAUUCACUACAUCCUGCGGCCGAAUUCCAUGGAUCAGCUCGUGCGAUAAGCGGUGGCCCCAUUUAUGUCAGUGAUGCACCUGGAAAGCACAACUUUGAGCUACUAAAGAAACUUGUCCUGCCUGAUGGGUCCAUCCUUCGAGCCCGCUUGCCUGGCCGCCCCACUCGUGACUGCUUGUUCUCUGACCCUGCCCGUGACGGUGUCAGCUUGUUAAAGAUAUGGAACAUGAACAAGUACACAGGAGUGUUGGGGGUGUACAAUUGCCAAGGUGCUGCAUGGAACACAGCUGCAAGAAAGAACACAUUCCACCAAACCAAAAACAACGCCUUAACUGGACAAAUAAGGGGCCGUGAUGUCCACCUCAUAGCGGAAGCUGCCGUGGACACUGACUGGACUGGUGACUGUGCCGUCUAUUCUCACGGAACUGGGGAACUCAUCACACUCCCUUACAAUGCAGCAUUGCCAGUGUCCCUAAAAGUCCUUGAGCAUGAAAUCUUCACAGUCACACCCAUCAAAGUCUUGGCACCCGGAUUCAGCUUUGCACCCUUGGGCUUGAUCAACAUGUUCAAUGCUGGCGGUGCUAUUGAUGGGCUGUUCUAUGAACUAAAAGGCAGAGUUAAGCUAUUGGAGGUUGAAAAUGGAGGUGAAGUUGAUGGUACAAGAGUGGAGAAUUAUAGCAAUGAGUUGGUGGCAAAUGUUUAUAUGGAAGUUAAAGGGUGUGGGAAGUUUGGUGCUUAUUCCUCAGCAAAGCCUAUAAGGUGCAUUGUGGAUUCAAAUGAGGUUCAAUUUCAUUAUGAUUCAACAUAUGGGUUGUUGACGGUUAACUUAGAUAUAUUGCCGGUGGACGACAAGAAAGUCCAUUUUGUGGAUGUUACCUUAUAAAUAUGUUUUAGCAUAUUAAAAAGGGAGUAAGGUUCUGUAUAGAGAUAUUAGAAUGUGGGGUUUUCAAUGGAGCAUAUUUGCCAUUCUUUCCUACGAAAUUAUGUAAUGAGUGAGAGAGGAAGAAAAUGAAAAUGAAGUUUCUCUGUUCUUGUCAA
Mangifera indica (mango) is the source of this 2830-nucleotide messenger RNA. RefSeq names its product probable galactinol--sucrose galactosyltransferase 6. Bases 90 to 2675 code for a protein of 861 amino acids. NCBI's taxonomy places the organism in Eukaryota, Viridiplantae, Streptophyta, Magnoliopsida, Sapindales, Anacardiaceae. The transcript is spliced from 6 exons. The record is from RefSeq and is a predicted model, not a curated record.